UAUGAAGUGACUCAAGUGAUUUUUAGAAAAAUGGCUUGUAUUUGCUCAAUGUGCCUUCGAGCUUUUCAACGCUGGCAUUGUUACGAAAUCAUUUAAAACGGUACCACGAAUUUGAGGAUAACUUUCACGUUAUUUGUCAGGCACCACGUUGUGCAAGUAUUUAUUACACCUUCGAAGGCUACAAAUCUCAUUUGCGCAGAAAGCAUGCAAAUAUAUUGAAAAUUUCGUUGAUGAGAAUUCUUUCCAAAAUGGUAAUCAUGAAAUAAAUAUGAGCGAAGACAAGGAAGAUCGCGAUAGUGAGCCAGGAAAAGUUAAUGGCAUUACUCAAGAUGAUGAUUACGGUGGUGUAAACAUCGAUAUAUGCCACAAAGAGGAGAAUAUCAGGAUGAUGAACGCCAGGUUUAUGUUAGAAACUAAAGAAAUGCAUAAACUGUCUCAAAAAGCAGUAGAUACUAUCGUCAGAAAUACUACUUCCAUCGUCCAAAAUUCCCUUGAAUUAGUGAAAUGUCGUCUGUUUAUCAUUGCUUGAAAAUGACGACAUGCCAGACGUCUGCGAAUUUCUGGAAAAUGUAUUCAUGGAGGAAAAUGUCGUGAUCAAUCCUUUCCUGGGAAUGGAAAGCAAAUGGCAACAAGAUAACUUUUUUAGAGAUGUUAUGGGAGUGGUUGAACCAAAACAAAAUGUUUUGCGAAUCACCCAUGUUCAGCAAAGAAUUGGUGUUGGAAGAAGAACAGUCCCAAAACAAGAUGAAGUCAUCGAAAUUUCUCUUCUUAAGAGCCUAGAGCAAAUGCUGCAAGAUCCAGCCAUAUUACAUCAGGUCUUGUUGCCAUUACCUGUUGCCAUUACCUGUUGCCACAAGAAACAAUGUUGUUAUACCUGUUUCAAGCAUCCAACUAAGCGAAAAUCAGUAUGAUUACCUCCAACAACAAGUUAACCUUCUUGAAGAUGAUGGGAAUAAUGGCAUUGAACAUUACUUGACGACAGUUGAUAUUGUUGAGAGGUUCUUAGAGGCAAGGAUUAAUGUUGACGAAGAUUAACAAAUGAAACAAAUGUAUUUUAGUGAAAUAGUGCAAACCAAAAAUAAGCUCAUAGAUGAAGAAUUUAACAUUUUUUUCAAAACUGUCAGUUCUCUUUCUGUUUAAACAAAACUAUUUGAUAU
Messenger RNA from Xenia sp. Carnegie-2017, 1157 nucleotides. RefSeq lists its product as uncharacterized. Lineage: Eukaryota; Metazoa; Cnidaria; Anthozoa; Malacalcyonacea; Xeniidae. Bases 540 to 911 code for a protein of 123 amino acids. The record is from RefSeq and is a predicted model, not a curated record. The transcript has 3 exons.